CACAGCCCCAGCCAGGCUCGCACGCACGCACCUCUCGACCAUCCGGAGCUGGGCGGGAGCCGGCUCCCCCAGGGCGCAGUGAGGCGGGCCCGGGGGCCCACACAGACACACACUCACACAUACAGUAACACACAGACACACACAUAGACACAGACACACACACACAGAGCCCCAGCCAGGCUCGCACGCACGCACCUCUCGACCAUCCGGAGCCGGGCAGGAGCCGGCUCCCCCAGGGCGCAGUGAGGCGGGGACGGACCCACACAGACACACACAGACACACACAGGCACACACAGACACACACACAAAGAAGCCCCCCGGCCCCGGCCGGUGUCCGGGCGGCGAUGGCGGGCGAAGCGCGGUGAUGAGCCUCGCAUCGGCGGGCGGAGGGUCCAGGAGUCCGGCUCAGCCCGGACCCCGAGGUGGCCUCAGCCCGGACAGAGUGGAAAGAUGUAUGAGCUCCAUGCAGGCGGGCACUCAGCUGGUCAAGCUGCGGGGCGGCUCCAAGGGCCUGGUCCGCUUCUACUACCUGGACGAGCACAAGUCCUGCAUCCGCUGGAGGCCGUCGCGGAAGAACGAGAAGGCAAAAAUCUCCAUCGAUUCCCUCCAGGAGGUGUGUGAGGGGAAACAGUCAGAGAUCUUCCAGCGCUAUGGCGAUGGGAGCUUCGACCCCAACUGCUGCUUCAGCAUCUACUAUGGGGACCACAUGGAGUCCCUGGACCUGGUCUCCUCCAGCAGCGAGGAGGCUCGCACCUGGAUCACGGGGCUCAGGUACCUGAUGGCGGGCAUCAGCGACGAGGACAGUCUGUCCAAGCGCCAGAGGACGAGGGACCAGUGGCUGAAGCAGACGUUCGACGAGGCGGACAAGAAUGGGGACGGGAGCCUGAGUAUCAGCGAGGUCCUGCAGCUGAUGCACAAGCUGAACGUCAACCUGCCGCGCCAGAAGGUCAAGCAGAUGUUCAAGGAGGCUGAUACGGAUGCCAACCAGGGCACGCUGGGCUUCGAUGAGUUCUGUGCCUUUUACAAGAUGAUGUCCACCCGGCGGGACCUGUACCUGCUGCUGCUCACCUACAGCAACCACAAAGACCACUUGGAUGCUGAAGAUCUGAAGCGCUUCUUGGAGGUGGAGCAGAAGAUGACGAAUGUGACAAAGGAAUCGUGCCUGGAGGUGGUCAGCCAGUUCGAGCCAUGCCCGCAGAACCGACGGAAGGGGGCAUUGGGAAUCGAUGGUUUCACCAACUACGCCCGGAGCCCCGCGGGGGACAUCUUCAACCCCGAGCAUCGCCACGUGAACCAGGACAUGUCCCUGCCUCUCAGCCACUAUUUCAUCACAUCUUCCCACAAUACCUACCUCAUGGGGGACCAGCUUAUGUCCCAGUCCCGGGCUGACAUGUACGCCUGGGUCCUGCAGUCCGGCUGCCGCUGCGUGGAAGUGGACUGCUGGGACGGACCAGACGGAGAACCCAUCGUGCACCACGGCUACACGUUGACCUCCAAGAUCCUGUUUAAGGACGUCAUUGAAACCAUUAACAAAUACGCCUUCGUCAAGAACGACUAUCCUGUGAUCCUGUCCCUGGAGAACCACUGCAGUGUCCUGCAGCAGAAAAAGAUGGCCCAGUACCUCACCGACAUCCUGGGCGAUAAGCUGACCCUGCCGGCCGUAAGCGGGGAGGAUGCCACUCAGCUCCCCUCACCCGAGACGCUGAAGGGGAAGAUCCUCGUCAAGGGAAAAAAGCUUCCGGCCACCAUCAGUGAGGAUGCGGAGGAAGGGGACGUUUCGGACGAGGACAGCGCCGAUGAGAUCGAUGAAGACUGCAAGCUGGUGAACGGAGAUUGGAAGGCUUCCACCAAUCGGAAGCGAGUAGAGAACAUCGCCAAGAAGAAGCUUGACUCGCUGAUAAAGGAAUCCAAAAUCCGCGACUGUGAGGACCCCAAUAAUUUUACCGUUUCCACUCUGCCACCUACUGGGAAACUCGGCCAGAGAGCGGAAGCCAACAAGAAAUGUGGGCAUCUGGGAGUCUCUAUGGCAGAGAGAGCCACGAGUAAAACUGAAGACGACCUGGAGUCCGGAGAAGACUCGGGAGCCAGCAAGCGGCCCGCCCGUUCGAUCAUGGGCAGCUUCUCUAAGCGCAAGAAGAAAGCAGGGAAGCUGAAGAAGACGUCGAGCUUGGAAGAAGGCGAGGAAGACCGGGACAGCCAGGGGAGUCAAGCUCGGGGGACGAGCCGGCAGAAGAAGACCAUGAAGCUCUCCCGGGCCCUCUCGGACCUAGUGAAAUACACCAAGUCGGUCGGCAUCCACGACGUGGAAACGGAGAUCUCCUGCAGCUGGCAGGUGUCUUCGUUCAGCGAGACCCGGGCCCACCAGAUCCUGCAGCAGAAACCCGCCCACUACCUCCGCUUCAACCAGCACCAGCUGUCCCGGGUCUACCCGUCUUCCUAUCGUGUGGACUCCAGCAACUACAACCCGCAACCUUUUUGGAAUGCCGGGUGCCAGAUGGUCGCCCUCAACUACCAGUCAGAAGGCAGGAUGCUUCAGCUGAACCGGGCCAAGUUCAGUGCCAACGGGAACUGUGGUUACGUUCUCAAACCCAAGUGCAUGUGUCAAGGGAUCUUCAAUCCCAACUCAGAGGAUCCACUGCCCGGGCAGCUGAAGAAGCAGUUAGUGUUGCGGAUUAUCAGUGGGCAGCAGCUGCCCAAGCCUCGGGACUCCAUGCUGGGGGACCGUGGAGAGAUCAUCGAUCCCUUUGUUGAGGUUGAGAUCAUCGGCCUGCCGGUGGACUGCAGUAAGGAGCAGACUCGCGUUGUCGACGAUAAUGGCUUCAACCCAAUGUGGGAGGAGACCCUGGUGUUCAUCGUGCACAUGCCUGAGAUCGCUCUGGUCCGCUUCCUGGUGUGGGACCAUGACCCCAUUGGCCGCGACUUCAUCGGGCAGAGGACGCUCGCCUUCAGCAGUAUGAUGCCAGGCUACCGGCACGUCUACCUGGAGGGGAUGGAAGAGGCGUCCAUCUUCGUUCAUGUAGCAGUCAAUGACAUCUGUGGUAAGGCCAAGCAGGCCCUGGGCCUAAAAGGGCUGUUCCUCAGAAAUCCAAAGCAAACCUCUCUCGACAGUCCUGCUGCUGGCCAGCCCCAUCACAGGCGCACUAUUAACAGCCACCUCCUCCGGCGGACGGCCAGCGCGCCCGCCAAGAGCCAGAAGAAGGACAAGAAGGGGUCCCCAGAGACCGCCUUGGACGCCAGAGAGCCCAGCACCGACGGGGCCGACCACGGCUCCGACCAGGCCUCGGUCCCACGCUUCGACGCGGACCCCGAGGGCCCGGCUCCCGAGGCCCCCACCGUGGGGGCCAGCAGAGGGGUCAAAGGUAAGGCCUUGGGUCCAGGGGAGGGCCCUGCCCUGACCGAGCCCCCGCCCCGGUUUGCUGACCAGGGCCAGGGCUGGGGGGCACCGAACGAGGGGCCCGACGGCCCGGCCCCCUGCGCUUUGGACAGCUGCGGGCGCAUCAGCCUGGCCGGCCACUGCAUUAGAUGCGUGAUCGGAUGUGGCGACGGCCCAGACCAGGACUGCAGGUGGAGCGAGCUGAAGGUCGGACCUGGGGCCGGACCGGAGGCCGGGGAGGUUGGGCAGGGCGCUGAGAGGCAGGAGCCCCAGCCCCGGGGAAUCCACCAGCAGCCCGAGCGGCUGGCAGACUGGCCGGCUCGCCCACCCGGGCCCCUCGCCACCAGCCCCCCACCAGGCCCACGCCCGGGCAAGAAGAGCAGCGACUCCGGAGGCCCGGUGGGGCGAGGCUCCCUGCGGCCCCGGUGGCCGGGCCCACCCGCCGGUCGGUUCGGCAGCACCAUCAACUUGGUGGUGGGUGGCGGCUGUGGCUCCGUCUCCUCCGACUCCAGCAGCGUGGAAAGUCUGGGGGGCCCCCAGCCCCCGCCGGGCUGGCCUGAGAAUUCCCGAAGGCAAGCGGGGACCCUUCAGAGGGAAAUGAACGCCUUGUUCAUUCAAAAACUGGAGGAGAUUCGAAGUAAAUCCCCUCUGUUCUUUGCUGUUAAGCAAUGAUGGACCAGGAAGCGGCAGAUGCCCGCCGGUUCUCCAUGCACAAGUCCGUCACCUCCCUGUGCAGCCUGGAGACCAUCACGGAG
Molecule: messenger RNA, 4129 nt
Organism: Tachyglossus aculeatus (Australian echidna)
Lineage: Eukaryota; Metazoa; Chordata; Mammalia; Monotremata; Tachyglossidae
Product: 1-phosphatidylinositol 4,5-bisphosphate phosphodiesterase eta-2-like
Exons: 25
Coding region: 366-4046 (1226 amino acids)
Biological process (GO): phosphatidylinositol-mediated signaling; lipid metabolic process
Molecular function (GO): calcium ion binding; phosphatidylinositol-4,5-bisphosphate phospholipase C activity
Source: RefSeq, a predicted model, not a curated record